GAGUUUUUGGUUGUGUUUUCCAUCUUGCAGCAGCAUCCUUCUGCUUGUUGUCGAGAGCAGCUUUAUCGUGGGAGGGCGUGCAAAGGGUUUUCAACGUAUAGUUGCUUGUCCUGCUGCUAGAUAAUAGGUUGAAGACCCAGUCAUGGCGAGUCCACCUCCCCCUUUCCCGCAACAGUCGCAUAUGAGACCAGGAAUGCCUCCAACAGGACCACAGCCUGGAGGGCCGGCUCCGAGACCACUUCCUCUUCAAGGUGCAUUGCCAAACUCACCUGCCAUGUUCCGACCACAGAGGCCACCAGCCGGUCCUGGAGGUGCUUUCACCGCUCCGGGACAACCUCAGGCGCAUGGCCAGCCAGGAGUGCCCACCUUUGGAGGUUCACAGCCGGUUGGUCCACCGAAUGGAGGGCAGCAGUUUAGGCCGUCACCACUUCAUCAUCAGGACUCAUUCCGACAAUCGAGCGCUUCGCUGCCCGGAUUGCAACCUGGACAGCAAGCAGGACAUCAGCCGGGGUAUCAACCUGUAUCACAACCAGGCCCGCAAGCUGGACAUCAUCCUGGGUUUCAGCCUGUAUCACAGCCGGGCCUGCAAACGGGGCAUCAGCCGGGUUACCAGGCCAUGUCGCAACCAGGCCCACGUCCCAUGCCUCCGCAAGCAAUCUCGCCGGUUCCGCCUGGGUUUGGCCGACCACAACCAGGUUCAGCGCAAAGCGCUGGAGGCCUGGGAACCAUGACGCCUGCUUCCGUUCCUGCUUCCGCUCCUAUGCAACCACAGCAACCACUAACCUCAUCAGUACCUGGUGCCCCACAGCAACUAUCGCAGCCUCCUACAUCAGGAAUGCCUGCUAUGGAUGGAUUGGCAAAUCAAGUUGGUGCGAUGCACAUUGGACCUACUGGCGGGUCGCGCUCGACGAGAGCAAAACGCGUUUACGCAUCGCCUCCAGGUUCUACAGCUGAUCUUCAUGCCCCCGGAGGACAGGUGCCACCUAUGCCUGGAGUUGGUGCUCAGCAAUACGGAGCUCAGUUUGGACAACCUGGCAUGCCUGGUGUUUCGGGACCGCAGGUCGGACAGCCUUCUGCAUUUGGGCACGGUCCCGGGCAGCCUGGUUUGCAUCCCCAUCCCGGACAGUCACUGCAACAAGGUAUGCCGUCGCAGCCCGUGCCUCCGUCAUUUAUCCCACAACCCGGCCCUGGCUUUGCCCAAGCUCCCACGUUCCAGCAUCCAUCCCAGCCUAGCAUGCAACCGGGUAUGCAACCUGGUAUGCAACCCGGAAUGCAACCUGGAAUGCAACCCGGAAUGCAACCUGGAAUGCACCCCUCCCAGGCAGCCCCUCCGCAAGCUCGUUCACGAAUUGACCCAAAUCAAGUGCCCAGUCCGAUCUUGGUACAGGAAAACGAUCAGGCAAUUUACCAAAAUGCACCCUACUCCACGACAUCCCGAUCGGUCCCUCCCCUUGCGUCUACAAUUUUUAAAGCAAUCGAUGACGGGACAUGUAACCCUAGAUUCAUCCGCCUGACCACAUAUAACAUCCCUUGUACCGAAGAAUUGGCGAAUACUACAUCAGUGCCACUGGGAUUGGUUGUACAACCAUUAGCCAAUCUCAGUCACGAGGAGGAUCCUAUCGAAGUCGUCGAUUUUGGAGAGCAGGGGCCAGUACGAUGUAACCGAUGCAAGGCGUAUGUGAAUCCGUAUUUCCGCUUCAUUGAUGGUGGGAGAAAAUUUGUUUGCAACUUGUGUUCAUUUGAGAAUGAAGUGGCACCGGAGUACUUUAUGAACCUUGAUAUGAGUGGACGCCGUAUGGACAUUAUGCGACGACCAGAGCUGAGGAGAGGAACUGUUGAAUUUAUUGCGUCCAAGGAAUACUGUGCUCGUCCGCCGAAACCAGCGUCAUACGUCCUUGCUAUCGAUGUUUCAUGGAAUGCUAUUCAGAGUGGGAUGUUGAAACGUGCAGUCGAAGCGAUUCGUGAGCUGCUCUAUGCCCAGGAAAAGACCCUCCCUCCUGGUACAAGGGUGGGCAUCAUGACAUUCGACAAGUCCGUGCAUUUCUACAAUCUGAAACCGACAUUGGAUCAACCUCAAAUGCUGGUGGUACCGGACAUUGGCGAUAUUUUCGUUCCUUUGAACGAAGGUUUUCUAGUAGAUCCCACCGAAUCACGAUCGGUCAUUGAGAAUUUACUCGACACUCUGCCGACAAUUUUUGAAGGGAACAGAAUUAGUGAGCCUGCACUUGGUGCGGCGGUCCAAGCUGCUUAUGCGGCACUCAAGGAGUAUGGAGGGAAAUUGACCGUUUUUCAGACGAUGCUCCCAACCUUUGGACCUGGGCCGCUCAAGAAUCGGGAAGACAUUAAAUUGUUGGGUACCGACAAGGAGCGAACUCUGUAUGAGCCACAAGAGUACUUUUGGAAAAAGCUGGCUCAAGAUUGCUCGCAAAGUGGUAUCUGCGUUGACAUGUUCCUGUUCCCAACGGCGUACAUAGAUGUAGCCACGAUUGGAAGUUUGUCGGCUAUUACCGGAGGUGAUCUGUAUCAGUACGUCAACUUUGACGUCAACCGGGACGGACUGCGGUUCGCAGAAGAUCUUAAGCGCUCUUUGACGCAAUUGUUCGGUUACGAUGCAUUGUUGCGAAUUCGGGCAUCAAAUGGCUUGAAGGUUGUCGAGCAUUUUGGCAACUUUUACAUGAAGAACAGUACCGAUGUCGAGCUGGCCGGUCUCACCUCUCAGACAGCAAUAGGAGUUGCCAUCAAACAUGAUGGCAAAUUGGACGAGAAACAAGAAUCGGCUUUCCAAGCCGCUCUGUUGUACACAACAGCCACCGGCGAACGACGCAUUAGGGUACACAAUAUAUCAGUUCCGAAUACGGCGCUGUUGGGAAAUGUCUUCCGGUAUGCAGAAAUGGACACAACUAUUAACUACCUAAUGAAAGCAGCGAUCGCACAAACUGUCAACUCUUCACUCAAAGCAGUGAGAGAUCGACUAGCAGAAAAAUGUGUCAAAAUCCUGGCCGCCUAUCGUAAACACGCCGCCUCAUCAUCAUCUCCCGGACAGCUCAUCCUUCCUGAAUCCUUCAAGCUGUACGCGCUCUACACAUUGUGUAUGCUCAAGUUAAAGGCGUUUCGUGGAGGACCGGAGAUGUCGACAGAUGUGCGUGUGUUCAACAUGCGCAUGCUGAAAGCCCUUGGCGUUCCCGAAUCGAUUCCACUCUUGUAUCCUCGUCUCAUGCAGUUGCAUGAACUACCUCCGCAGUGCGGAGAAGUAGAUGAAAGGGGAAGAAUAAGACUGCCGCCGCUUAUCAGAGUAUCACAAGAACGCCUGAGCUCGGCUGGUGCUUAUGUUAUCGAAAACGGUCAGCAGAUAAUGAUUUGGCUCGGCCGCGGUAUUUCGCAAGAGUUUUUGCGAAGUGUUUUUGGCGUUGAUAGCCUGGAUGCCGUUGAUUCCAAAAUGCGUACCAUUCCUGCGUUUGAUAACCCGACGUCCGUUCGCACGCGAGCAAUACUGGACCAGUUGCAAGCUGACCGUGCAAGAUAUCUUUAUCUUCAAAUCGUGCGGCAACAGAUGGACCAGUUUGCGGAAGUCGAGUUCAACAACCUUUUGGUAGAGGACCAGAACCUGGAUAACAUGACAUACGUUGAUUACCUGGUCGCUGUGCAUAGGCAAAUCCAAAUGGAGCUUUCCGCGUCAUAAUGAAGACAAGAUACCCUUGAAUAGUGGGACUUUGGGGUAUUGCUGUCAGCUUGACUGGCAUAUUGAGAGUUGGGAGUGAACAAGUUCUGAGAAUCUCUUAUGCAUUUUUGUGCAAUUAAAUGUACUUAGACCUCUCCUACAUAUUCUGAUGCGAGGGAUUUUAGCUGUUCUGCCUAUAGUGAGUUAUAUCUAUACUAGCUACGCGCGGCUUGCGUAUCCA
Spizellomyces punctatus DAOM BR117 is the source of this 3899-nucleotide messenger RNA. RefSeq lists its product as uncharacterized. The record is from RefSeq and is a predicted model, not a curated record. Lineage: Eukaryota; Fungi; Chytridiomycota; Chytridiomycetes; Spizellomycetales; Spizellomycetaceae. Gene Ontology annotation, biological process: COPII-coated vesicle cargo loading; endoplasmic reticulum to Golgi vesicle-mediated transport; intracellular protein transport. Gene Ontology annotation, cellular component: endoplasmic reticulum exit site; COPII vesicle coat. Gene Ontology annotation, molecular function: zinc ion binding; SNARE binding. The coding region runs from base 143 to 3679 and encodes 1178 amino acids. The transcript has 10 exons.